Messenger RNA from Myotis brandtii (Brandt's bat), 3790 nucleotides. RefSeq names its product interleukin-1 receptor-associated kinase 3 (gene IRAK3). The transcript is spliced from 12 exons. Gene Ontology annotation, biological process: interleukin-1-mediated signaling pathway; negative regulation of interleukin-12 production; intracellular signal transduction. The record is from RefSeq and is a predicted model, not a curated record. NCBI's taxonomy places the organism in Eukaryota, Metazoa, Chordata, Mammalia, Chiroptera, Vespertilionidae. Bases 306 to 1868 code for a protein of 520 amino acids. Gene Ontology annotation, cellular component: cytoplasm; nucleus; plasma membrane. Gene Ontology annotation, molecular function: ATP binding; protein binding; protein serine/threonine kinase activity.
GGGCCUGGCUCCUCCCAAACAGGUUCCGAAGCGGAAGUUGAAGAAUGCGGAAGAGCCCCGGUCGAGGUUGGGGCGCCCGCCAGGCCCGCUUCCCGAGCGCAGCGGCGGCAGUCUGACAUUUUAACCCAACGAGUGACGUUGACCAGCGGUCCCUGCUGCCAGCGGAGCGACUUUCAAACACCUGGCUUGACGUUCGUCACAUUGAAAAAUAUGUAGAUCAAGGUAAAAGUGGAACAAGAGAAUUACUUUGGUCCUGGGCACAGAAAAACAAGACCGUCGGUGACCUUUUACAGAUUCUCCAGGAAAUGGGACAUCAUCGAGCUAUCCAUUUAAUUGCAAACCAUGGAGCAGCCUUGAAUCCUCCAGAGCAGAGUCAUCAGGGGGAUGGAUUUCCAGACUUGUUCUCCAAGGAAACAGCCAAUGUCACAGUGGAUAAUGUUCCUAUCUUUGAACAUAAUAAAAAAGGAACAGUGCUUAACUCUUCUAUCAGCUUUCAAAACAUCAUAGAAGGAACCAACAACUUCCACAAAGGUUUCCUCAUCGGAGAAGGGGAGAUUUUCGAGGUAUACAGAGCGGAGAUCCAAAACCAAACCUAUGCCAUUAAGUUGUUUAAACAGGAGAAAACAAUGCAAUGCAAGAAACAAUGGAAGAGGUUUUUAUCUGAGCUUGAAGUUUUACUACUAUUUCAUCAUCCAAACAUCCUGGAGUUGGCCGCAUACUUUACAGAGAGUGAGAAGUUCUGCCUGGUUUAUCCAUUCAUGAGAAACGGAUCACUUUUUGACAGAUUACAGUGCGUAGGGAACACCGCCCCACUCUCUUGGCACAUUCGGAUCAGUGUAUUAAUCGGAACAGCCAAAGCCAUUCAGUACUUGCACAACAUGGUCCCGUGCUCGGUCAUCUGUGGCAGUAUUUCAAGUGCCAACAUACUUUUGGAUGAUCAGUUUCAACCCAAACUCAUGGAUUUCGCCAUGGCACACUUCCGGCCCCACCUCGAGCCUCAGAGUGCCACCAUAAGCAUGAGCAGUGGCAGCAGUAACCAUCUGUGGUACAUGCCGGAAGAGUACAUCAGGCAGGGCAAGUUGUCCACUAAAACAGAUGUCUACAGCUUUGGCAUCGUGAUAAUGGAAGCUCUGACCGGUUGUAAAGUGGUGUUGGACGACCCAAAGCACAUUCAGCUGAGGGAUCUCCUGAUGGAGUUGAUGGAGAAGAGAGGUCUCGAUUCAUGUGUCUCAUUUCUAGAUAAGAAAGUGUUUCCCUGCCCUCGGAAUUUUUCUGCCAAGCUCUUCUCUUUGGCAGGCCAGUGUGCUGCAACACGGGCAAAAUUAAGACCAUCAAUGGAUGAAGUCCUAAAUACUCUCGAAAGCACUCAAGCCAGCUUAUAUUUUGCUGAAGAUCCUCCCACCUCACUCAAGUCUUUCAGGUGUCCUUCUCCUCUGUUCUUGGAUAAUGUGCCAAGUAUUCCAGUGGAAGAUGAUGAAAGACAGAACAGACAGCCUCUGCUUCAUGAUCAACAUUUGAGGAAAGAGAGAAUCGCUCAGAAAAUCCCUUUUGAAUGCAGCCAGUCUGAGGUUACUUAUCUGGGCUUGGACGGGAAGACGGGGAGUAAGAGAAAGGAGGACGCUUGCAAACUGCCCAGUUCUCCUCCUGAAGAACGUUGGCCUCCAAAGCACGCGGCACCAGCCUGGGAUUCAGGGGCCCCCGGUGUAGAUGCGGACCCUUCUGCAGAAGCUGCAGGUCACGCUCACAGGAGCAGGCCAGUGGAGACCAGCUGUUCCAGUGAAUUUGUCUGGAAUGAAUGUGAGCAGAACAAAAAGGAAUCCAUUUUACCAGAAGAUAAAGAAGAUGACAAGUACUACCCAGGCACUUGAGUACAGGUGGCAUCUUGGGAAGACAUUGCCUUCAUAAGUAAUGCCCUGAGGGUGAUCCAUGUGACCUUGGCAAUGAGGAUCAACAACCUGGACGAUCCCAUUCUUCGCUCUCCAACUUGCAAAACAGGGGGCCUUAAAAGUGUGUUUUGUCGGGUAAUUGCCUCAGAUCAAAUCUAGGCUGAAUUAGAGCCAUUCGUGAUUCCUUAAGAUCCUGGGCCCUGACUUCGGACAAACAAAGCAAUCAAAACCUCCCCAACGAGACUGGAUUCUUACGUCCUUCACAGCAUUGAUCUGAGUCCUCAGAGCCUCGUUCUGCUAAGUGUGUUCAGUUGGAUUCCACUGUUGGGUGUAGCUUGCCUGUGAAGUCGUAGGAAAUGUCUAGUUUGUAAAUAUUAAUGGUUGCCCUUUAAAGAAUUGCCUUUCCGUGUACUUUGAUUGACCCGUGGCAUUUCCCUGUUCAUCCCUAUCAAGCUUGCCUGUGUGAAGAUGAGCCAGGCUCACCCUUGGCUAUGAUAUGAUCUCUGCAGAGAGUAGAUUUUUGCCCAAGAUCUAUAGUCUGUAUUUAAACUCUUAGGAUAAUUUAUCACAUAGAAUACAAUUGUUGACUGUUAUAAGUUCUUUUUUAUAAACGUAGGUACCUAUUAUAUCCUAAGUAGGAUGUAUGAAAUUUGAAUCAAGUAAUUUCUGUUUCUGAGAAAAUGGCUGGUCACAAGAGCCUAGGUCUGCUUUUUGAUUCUGUACCUUCCAACUCGAUGCCUUUGCUCCUGCUGUGUCCUGUAUCCCUUCCCUUUUAAAAUCUUACCAAUCCUUCAGGGCCCAGCAGAAUUGCCAUCCUCCCGAGACUUCCCUAAUCUCCAGCCAGAAGUACUCACUUUACCAGCAUUUCCAUAGUAAUAUGUUGUAUUUAUAUUUUAUACUCGUCACUUUCUGAAUGAUACCAAAGUUGCUUGUGCCAUCUCUCUCUCUGACCAGGCUUGUAAGCUGCCUGUAUUAGUUUUCUAUUGUUGCUGUGACGAAUCAUCAUAGACCGAGUGGGCUAAGACAAUGUAGGUUAAUUAUUUUGCAGUUCUGGAGGUCAGAAGUCCGUGGCAUCCCUUCUGGAGGCUUUAGGUGCAGAUUCGUUCCCUCACCUAUUCAGGCUCCUGCCUUCCUUGGCUUCUGGCCUCUUCAUCCUCAAAGCCAGUAGUGUAGCAUCUUUGAAUCUAGAUCUCUCUUUCUCUCUGACUUCUUCUUUAUCACCUAUUUCUCAUACUUUGGCCCUCCUGCCUCUCUCUUAUAAGGAUCCUUGUGAUUGCAUUGGGUCCUCACAGAUAAUCCAGGAAAAUCUCUGCAUCUCCAGAUCCUUAAUUUAAUCACAUCUGCAAUGUCUCUUUUCUUCUGUAAAGUAAUAUAUCCGCAGGUUUCUUAGGACAUGGACAUCACUGGAGACCAUUGCUCUGUCACAUUCCCUGUGUGUGCAAGGGCCAUCUCUUCAAGGCCUAGCAUGUUAUCCUAUACAGAGCAAGUGUUUUCUUAUGAGUCAAGUUGAAUUACAUUAUCUCUGUGAACCCACAUACUCAAAAAUUCAGCUACAGUAAAUGCUGUUGAGUAAAUUAACAAAGUGGGGAUAAUGAUUGUCUUUGUGAUGAUGGAUGGAAAUACUCAAGAAAACCAUUUCCAGAGGAUUUAUAACUGCUCCCUCUUUAGGGCAUGUAUAAUGAAAGGGUAGAUCUCUAGCUUCAGAGGAAUAGACACAUGGCGCACACACGCGCGCGUGCGUAUGUGUGUGUGUGUGUGUGUGUGUGUGUGUGUGUGUGGUUGGUUGGGUUAGGCAUAGAUUAGAGUCCAGAUUCAAGAACAACUAAUCAAAAACAAGAAGUUAUCAGGAAUUAGGGGCAGGUUAGCAGACCAAGGUCAGAAAUGUGGAGCUAUAGUUCUGGGGG